AUGAAGUGGGUGAAGGGGGCUGUAGAAGACAUUUUGAAGAAAGGGACCGAAGGCAUAGGCCCAAAUGAUCAGGUUGGAUUCAAUUUUUGUUCCAAAGAUUUUGCAAGAGGCGAUGGAUGGAUCAAUUUUAAAACGGCUAGUGAAGUAACUUUCGACGAUGUGUGGAAAAUGAUAUCGGGGAUAUAUCAAUCAAACAGCACUGGGUUAAAUACCGAAACUUUCUAUUGCGAUUCAAAACAGUCCAACUUAUAUAGAUGCAUUCAAAGCGCUGUCAUAAUAAACAAUAUUACUAAAAAUAAUUUGUGCCUUCCCCGAGCUUUGGUUGUGGCUAUUGCGCACGCUGAUAAGGAUCCUAUUUACACUAAAAUAAGAAAGGACACAGGAAAAAUCCAAACGGAGAAGACCAGGUUAUUAAUGGAAGCUGUAGGUGUUAAUAUUCCAGCAGAAGGAGCCGGAAUUCCAGAAUUACAGAAAUUCCAACAGUAUUUGGUAGACUACCAAAUUAUAGUGUACCAGUACGGGUCUAAAGGUCGAGAUUUGGUUUUUAAAGGCGAAGAAAAAAACGAAAAAGCUCCACCUACUGGAAACAAAUUCAAGGAUGUGGUGGUGCUAGCACAUAACGGUGGAGGGUUUGACCAUCAAUUUAUUCUAGAUCAUGUUCUCCAGCAAACAGACCUAACACCUGAACUUAUCACCCGAGGUACCAAGUUAGUUCUCAUGGUUGUAGGUAACGUCAAAUUCCUGGAUUCCCUCAAUUAUUUCCCUAUGGCCCUUGCGAAACUACCUAAAGCGUUCGGUUUGACAGAGUUGAAGAAAGGAUAUUUUCCCCACUUAUUCAAUACCGUAGGACAUCAAAAGUAUGUAGGACCAAUGCCCGCUAUAGAGUAUUACGACCCCGAUAAUAUGAAGACUGAAGACAGGGAAAAGUUUAUUAAAUGGUACCAGGAACGUGUAGCUGAGAACUACAUGUUCGAUUUCGAGAAGGAGUUUAUUGAAUAUUGCGUAUCUGAUGUCGACAUUCUCACGCAAGCCUCCCUCAAAUUCAGAAAACUCAUGAUAGACGAGGGGAACGUGUGCCCAUUUACCGAAGCCUCAACACUACCUAGCACAUGCAACAAGAUUUUCCGCCGCAAUUUCCUCCAACCCGAGACUAUAGGUAUCAUACCGAAAAACGGGUACAGGUUAUGCGACAAUCAAAGCAAGAUCGCUCUCCAAUGGUUAUUGUGGAAGGAGCAAGAAAGAGGUGUUGAAAUUGUACAUGCUGCAAAACAACAGGAGAGAGGUGUAAAGUCGUGGUAUAAAGUCGAUGGGUAUUGUAAGGAAACCAAGCAGGUGUUUGAGUUUCACGGAUGCUAUUACCACGGGUGCCCUAGAUGUCACAAGUACGAGCGCCAGGUACCGCUCAAAGACGACCCUACACAGACAUUGGAUUCCCGGUACGAGAAUACAAUUACGAAAACCCAGCAUUUAACGGGGCAAGGUUACGAGGUGAUUGAAAUGUGGGAGUGUGAUUUCCGACGUGAUAUGGACGAUGAAAUCAAGCAAUAUACCGAAGACCAUCCUUUACUUGUCAACUUACCACUAAAUCCGCGCGACGCUUUUUACGGGGGUCGCACGGAAAAUAUGAAGACGUACUACAAGUGCCGGGACGGGGAACAAAUCAAAUACGUCGAUGUCUGCUCACUUUACCCGUGGGUAAACAAGUAUGGAAAGUACCCUAUAGGACACCCGGAAGUCACGUUUGGUUUCGUGUUGUGUUACACAUGCGCAAAAGUCGGUGCUAAAGAAUGUAGACAUAGUGAUGAAGAAAGAACAAUUAGCGGUACGUGGGUUAUUGACGAAGUGGUGAAGGCGUUGGAAAAAGGAUAUAUAAUACUAGACAUUCAAGAAAUAUGGAAAUAUAAGGAAGGCGUUACGCUAAACCCGGAAAAGGUUUCUGUAAAUCCUGGUCUUAGGCAACUUGGAAAAGCCGUCAUCACAUCGUUUUGGGGCAAGUUAUGUCAGAGGGAAAACCAGGGAAAGACGUCUAUUGUCAACAGACCAGAAGUCUUGUUUUCCAUGUUAUCUAACCCUGCAACAGAUGUCAACUCCAUAGUGCCUGUGAACGACGAUACCCUGCUGGUAAACUGGGUAUUCAAGGAUGAAGCCUACGAUGUUUUACCAACAGUAAAUGUAUGUUUGGCAGCCUACACAACAGCCCAGGCCCGGCUGAAAUUAUACAGUUACCUUGAAAAAGUCGGGGAUAACGCUAUUUACACAGACACGGAUAGCGUUAUUUACCUAUCGAAGGCAGGGCAAGAAGAUAUCCCGCUUGGAAAUUUUCUUGGUGAAAUGACCGAUGAGUUGGAGGGGUAUGGUGAGGGUAGCUACAUUGAUGAGUUUGUAUCGGGAGGACCUAAGAAUUACGCGUAUAAGGUAUAUUCUCCUAAAUCCGGGGAGUAUUCCAUAACGUGUAAGGUUAAAGGUCUCUCCCUAAACUACAACGCCUCUCAAACCAUCCAAUUUGAAACCAUCUAUUUAAUAAAUCCAUUUUUUAGCAGAAAGGCCCAACCUAUCCCCAAUAUACAUGCAGAUACGAGAACUGGGAUCACAAUACAAGAACAUAUUUCUAGCUAUGAUAAAUUACAAUUUAUUACUGAUAUUAUAAAUUGUUCUAAUUUCGGCUAA
Sitophilus oryzae (rice weevil) is the source of this 2667-nucleotide messenger RNA. RefSeq lists its product as uncharacterized. Gene Ontology annotation, molecular function: DNA binding; nucleotide binding; DNA-directed DNA polymerase activity. Bases 1 to 2667 code for a protein of 888 amino acids. The transcript is spliced from 6 exons. Lineage: Eukaryota; Metazoa; Arthropoda; Insecta; Coleoptera; Curculionidae. Gene Ontology annotation, biological process: DNA replication. The record is from RefSeq and is a predicted model, not a curated record.